GGAAGUGGUAUCAGAAAUGGGAUAAUUGUGGAAAAUCUACCGCCCGGAAGAGGCGCACUACAACAUGAACUUCGAGCAUCAGCAGCGCGAACAUCUUCCGACUACGCGGGGACAUCCAACGCUGAAAUUCAGAGUAAAGACGAUGGAAGCCAGAGCGAGUGUUACAGCGCCGGAAGAGGAGGUGAUGUGUCAGACCGACAGGAACGACCCGCAGGAGGACGCGGCCCCACCCACACACGCAGUGAAGUGGUGGCGCACGCGCCCGACGGUGGAGCCGCUAGUGUUGCUGUUCAUGUUCUCCUACGUGGUGACGCACUCGGUGGUCAACGGGCUCUUCCUGGAGCGCGUGUGCGGCUCCAGCGACACUAGCGUGUGCACCAACGAGGACCGCGCCUACUCCAGCACGCUCACCACCUGGAAGACCAUCAUCGAAGCUAUCGUGCCCGCCGCUGUGUCGCUUUUCAUCGGCAGCUGGAGCGACAAGUUCGGACGUCGACCCAUCUUCAUCUGGUCCUUUGCUGGCAACGCCAUUGCGUACGGCGUGUUCUCCGGGCUGUCUGCGAUUCCAGACCUAGCGCCGGAGUGGUUGUUGAUGCCUUCAGUAGCGGCCACCUUCAGCGGCGGCAUGAUGAACCUCAUGGCUGUGGCCAACGUCUACAUCGCCGACGUCAGCCCUGCGGGGCAGAAGGAGCUGAGACUGGGGAUACUGGAUGCGGCGCAGUACUCGGCCAUGAUGCUGGGGUCAGGGCUGUCCACGCCGCUUUUCCUGGGCCUCAGCUACUACGGGGUGUACGCCCUGGCCGCCGUCCUCAUGCUGCUAUGUCUACUCUACUCCAUUUUCCUGCUGCCGGAGACCAUGGCGCCCUAUACGCCGCCUGAAGACGCGAGUUGCGGUUGCUGCAAGGGGAUCUUCCGUCCCCAGCUGGUGCGCGACGCGCUCAAGACGUCCCUGAUGAAGCGGCCUCAUCAUGGAAGGUCAACCAUCCUCAUCGUCAUCAUUGUCGUCGUCACUGGCGUCCUCAUCUCCCAAGGAGAAGGCGUCGCCAACUACCAGUUCCUGAACGCCAAGUUUCACUGGACCGUCGAACAGAGCUUGCUGUACGGUUUCUUCACCAACGGCACCACUGCUGUAGGUACCAUGGUGGGAGUGCUGGUGUUCGUACGCUGGCUCAAGCUCGAUGACGGCUGGAUAGCCCUCAUCACCUUCUCCUGUAAGAUGGCCGCCGCCAUAAUCUACUCGAUAUCUCCGGAGUCGUGGUAUAUGUUUCUAGGUGGGGCUAUCGCUUGCUUCGGAGCCUUGAUCUGGGUUCUGGUCAGAGCGAUGCUGACGAGGCUGGUCGCCAAGGACGAGAUAGGCCAGGUGUUCGCGCUGGCGGUGACCAUAGAGUCGGUGACCCCACUGGUGGGGCCUCCCAUGUACAACGCCGUCUUCAAUGCGUCCAUCGACACCUUCCCUGGAGCCUUCUACCUGCUCUCCGCCGGGAUCAUGGCUAUCGACCUCCUACUGCUGCUAUUCGCAAUCUUCCUAAACCGAGGAGCGAAGAGGGAGCAGCAGAGACAGCAGGACCACACUGACAGCAAGACGGCGGCCCCCGAGUGAGUGUGGCCAGACGGCCCGCCGCGGCUGUGGCCGUGUGACGGCCGCUCCACGAAUCUCAGCACCGCGGCACUGCGUGCUCCUCUCUCCGUGGUCGCGUUCUUCACCCGCAGAGGGCCGCCAGACGGGUCGAGGAGCACACGGUGUGCGUGCGGCAUACCCCUAGCCGCUCCUGCCCUGCGUUCGUACGUCACUGCGAGCAAAAGGACGGCGUGGCUCUCCUGCCAUGCUGAAUGCC
Messenger RNA from Schistocerca nitens (vagrant locust), 1835 nucleotides. RefSeq names its product proton-coupled folate transporter-like. The transcript is spliced from 11 exons. The record is from RefSeq and is a predicted model, not a curated record. Gene Ontology annotation, molecular function: transmembrane transporter activity. Gene Ontology annotation, biological process: transmembrane transport. NCBI's taxonomy places the organism in Eukaryota, Metazoa, Arthropoda, Insecta, Orthoptera, Acrididae. Gene Ontology annotation, cellular component: membrane. The coding region runs from base 65 to 1600 and encodes 511 amino acids.